AUGACCAUGUCGAUAUUCACCUAUUUCUACUACAAAUGCCUGGCAGUCCUUCUCCGGGCAGUGGUUGGGCUGGGCACCCGGGUGUCUGCCACCCCGGAUUCCGUGCGCCCGAUCCCAUCUCGCGAUGUGGGGAGGUCCAUCAAGGUUCAUGUGUACCGCCAAUCCUCCUCGAGCCCAUCACCGGUCCUCCUCAAUUUCCACGGGAGUGGGUUCAUUCUUCCUCUGCAUGGCAGUGAUGACGAGUUCUGUCGGCGGGUGAGCCGAGAAACCAAGUACACCGUGCUGGAUGUCCCUUAUCGCCUGGCCCCUGAACACCCGUUCCCGGCCGCGCUGAAUGACGUCGAGGAUGCCAUUAACUACGUGCUGGCCCGCCCGGACGAGUUCGACCUCACUCAUUUCUCGCUGAGCGGGUUCAGCGCGGGCGGCAAUCUCAUCCUCGCAGCAAGCUCGCUUCUCUUCCCUCCCGACACCUUCCGCUCGCUGGUGUCGUUCUACCCGGUGACCAACCUCACUAUCGACCCGGCUUCCAAACACGCCCCGAACAGACAAGGACGUGCGAUCCCCGUUCCCGUCUCGCGCGUGUUCAUCGGAUGCUAUGUCCCCCCGACCGUUGACAAGCGGGACCCCCGCAUCUCACCGCACUUUGCGCCGCUGGACCGAUUCCCACGCCGCAUGCUCAUGAUCACGGCUGACGGCGAUUCGCUUGCGCCCGAGACGGAGCUGCUGGCUGAGAACCUCCAGCAGCAACAGGGCUGGCAGGUGGACUACCAGCGCAUGGAGCAGUGUAACCAUGCGUGGGACAAGCAAGCGCAUGCGGCGGGCACCCCGCAACACGAGGCCAAGGACCGCGCAUACGGGCUGGCGGUUGAUCUGCUGAACGAAUAG
This is a messenger RNA of Penicillium alfredii, 885 nucleotides long. RefSeq names its product putative esterase/lipase. The record is from RefSeq and is a predicted model, not a curated record. The transcript has a single exon. NCBI's taxonomy places the organism in Eukaryota, Fungi, Ascomycota, Eurotiomycetes, Eurotiales, Aspergillaceae. The coding region runs from base 1 to 885 and encodes 294 amino acids. Gene Ontology annotation, molecular function: hydrolase activity.